This is a messenger RNA of Trachemys scripta elegans, 2649 nucleotides long. RefSeq names its product torsin family 2 member A (gene TOR2A). The transcript has 5 exons. Gene Ontology annotation, molecular function: ATP binding; ATP hydrolysis activity. Gene Ontology annotation, cellular component: endoplasmic reticulum; endoplasmic reticulum lumen; nuclear envelope. The coding region runs from base 92 to 1042 and encodes 316 amino acids. NCBI's taxonomy places the organism in Eukaryota, Metazoa, Chordata, Testudines, Emydidae. The record is from RefSeq and is a predicted model, not a curated record.
CUGGCGGUCGCUUCCCGCCCUGCCUGGAGCCGGGCCCCGCGCGGGGCAGGCUGGGACCUGUGGUCCGGGACGGGAGGCGGCGCGCGGCGGGAUGGGGGGCGGCUCUGGGCUGCUCCGGCUCCUGCUGCUGCUGGGGACCGCGGGCUCGGCCGCCCCCUGGGACCUGCGCGCCCUGCGCUGCAGCUUCUCGGCCGCCUGCGAGUGCGACUUCCGGCCCGACGUGCGCGGUCUGGAGUGUGACUUGGCCCUGAACCUCGUUGGGCAGCACCUAGUGAGGCAAUUGGUGGUGAAAGGAGUGAAAGAGUUUUUACAGAAUCAUGAUCCUGUCAAACCUCUGGUGAUGUCCUUCCAUGGCUGGACUGGCACAGGCAAAACCUACGUGAGCUCCAUGCUGGUCCGCUACUUGUUCCAAGAUGGGCUCCGCAGUCCAUAUGUCCACCAGUUCUCCCCAAUAGUGCACUUUCCCCACGCUGAACAGAUCGAGCAGUACAAGGAAAAUCUGAAGAGUUGGAUCCAGGGGAAUUUGACAAACUGUGGCCGAUCCGUGUUUCUCUUUGAUGAGAUGGAUAAGAUGCACCCAGGUCUGAUCGAUGUGAUUAUACCAUUCCUUGGACCCUCCUGGGUUGUGUAUGGAACCAACUACAGAAAAGCGAUCUUCAUUUUCAUAAGCAACGGAGGAGGUGAACAAAUUAAUCGAAUGGUGCUGGAUCUCUGGUAUGCCCGCAAGGACCGGGAAGAGAUCAGCCUGCAAGAUCUGGAAUCUGCAGUUUCAGAAGCUGUGUUUGAAAAUCCCAAUAAUGGGUUUUGGAAGUCUGGAAUCAUCGAGGAGCACCUCAUUGAUCUCCUUGUGCCCUUUCUCCCACUGAAGCAACACCACGUGAAACAGUGUGUGGUGAAUGAACUCACCCAGCAAGGCUUAACGGUACACCAGGACAUCAUUCAGGCAGUUGCUGACAGCAUCCCCUACUUCCCAGAGGAGGAGAGAGUGUUCUCAUCAACAGGCUGCAAAACGGUGGCCUCUCGCGUCACCUUCUUCUCCUAACCUGAGAGAAGGACUCUUUCUCCAAGGUAGCGCACAGUUGAGGAGCUGGUAAGCAGUCCUUGGAGGAUAAGUUUACCCAUAUACUUGCUCAGAUUCAGAGGAGCAGAGUUUAAGAAUACUUAAAGUUGCUGUGCCCAAUACAACAGGGAUGACCAUGAAGAGCAACAGAUUGUGGAACUCUGAUAGGACAAGUGCAGCCUCCAGCCCUCAGGCAGAGACUGCCGGAUGCAGUCUUGGGAACAAAGGGCACACUGACCUGAUUCUAAGCACUUUAUCAAUCUGUUCUUUGCCCUGAUGGAGGGUGAACACAGAACAGCCACGAAUACCACCGUGAUGUGUAUGUGGAGUCCAAAGGGGAAGAGGCUGGGAUGUAUCAGUGGCUGGGAAGGGUUCUUGGCUACUGCCACCUCCCUUUGAUAGCUGGAACUGUGCAGAUCUUCCCCGUUACUCUCUGGGCAGCUGUCAAGAUUCUCUGGCCUAGCUCCAAUGAAUGAUCUUCCCCAGGCUGCAGACAAGGGAGUCUCACCCUCUAGUGCUUUUUUAAUGGCAUUUUUAAACAUGUAUUUUAAUGUGAAUCUCAGUAUGAAGGCCCCAAUGUCCUAGAGCCUGCCACACUGCCCUGUGAACAUUCUAAACAGAUUGACCAGAGUCUCAUCUUAAAUCUCUGGGGUAAAUGUUAAGAACCAACUUUUCUCAGGUUUUCUUUCACUGUGAAUAGGUACUCAUAGGUAAGAUUCCAACUGCAGUAUCCCUGAGUGCAUUAGCAUAAGGGGGAAAGGAGUGUGUGAUUUCUGCUACCAGCUUUGCCCAUGACUUGGGGUGUGACCUUGAGCCAGGCCCUUAGCCUCCCUGGACAUUUCUUCACCACAGAAUACCAGGUCACUCCCUUUGAUUCAAUGGCAAUUACUUGCAUCCUGCCAGGGAAGAAUUAGGAGCCACCCAUGUCAGUCUUUCCAGAUAUAAAAAUGGUGAUUCCUACCUCGCAGGGAGACUAGGCAUUAACUAAUAGUUUUAAGUACCAGGUAUUGGUCUUGUGCGGUAUUACAUUGCUGGGAUGAGUGUGUCCCAGCUGAGGUGUUGAGCUCUUGCACCUCUUGCAUAUUAUAUAUUGGAGGUUGUCGUUCUGGUAGGACACUGCUGGGAACCUGUUGUCCCGGUAGAGCCAGUUUCCAUUCCAAUUCAGUGUCUCAGAUGCAGCUUACUGUAUCACAAUUAAAUGCUGCUGGGGGUUGGAAAUAAUUCAUAGGAAUCUCCUUCCUGAAGCUCUGCUAUCACUGACCAGCACAGCACUCUUUGCCCUUUCACUGCGUAGCAGCUGGCUCCCCAGCAUCCAGUAAGAGGAAACAGUGUGAGCUCCAUCUGAGCAAACAGAUUUGGGUCAAGGCAAAAAGUGCUCCAGGAACUCUCAGGCCAGUUGCUGCAGGAAGGUCUCUUCAGUAUAGCAUUAGAGCAACCUACAGUCUGGUUGAGAAGGAGCCAGUGCUAUUACCUCUGUUCCUAUCCUGCCCAGGAUAGAGUUGGACCAAGAUACAGAUUUACAGUCAAACAUUCUGCCUCCUCCAAACUGUUCAUUGUUUUUCAUUUAAAAUAAAUCUGUUGAAAAACCA